Molecule: messenger RNA, 804 nt
Organism: Mycena indigotica
Lineage: Eukaryota; Fungi; Basidiomycota; Agaricomycetes; Agaricales; Mycenaceae
Product: PA28-beta domain-containing protein
Exons: 9
Coding region: 1-804 (267 amino acids)
Biological process (GO): regulation of G1/S transition of mitotic cell cycle; positive regulation of endopeptidase activity; regulation of proteasomal protein catabolic process
Cellular component (GO): nucleoplasm; proteasome activator complex; cytoplasm
Molecular function (GO): endopeptidase activator activity
Source: RefSeq, a predicted model, not a curated record
AUGGACGCCACUCUCGCUGCUCGACUUGAGGACUUUCACAAGAAGGCGACCGCAGCGGGUGAAGAAGUCGUCUUCAAAGAUUUCCCAGCGAAGAUCUACUGUGGCUACCAAACUUCUCAUAAAAUUUCACCAUACCAUCCCAAUCACGCCUAUACUUUCACCGACACAACCGUUUAUCCUCCUCCACAAGCAGAGUCUACAGGCUCCAAAAAAAGGAAAUUAGACGACAGUAUGUCUGCAACCAGCGAUGCCAGCGACACACAAUCCGCACGCUAUCCCCAGCUUGUUCGGGCCAACACCCAUCUGCCUCAGCUUCAUACCAUCCUCAAGCGCGAGUGUGAAGAGCUGAUUGUGCUGACGGAUAAAAUAAAGUUGUGGAUCUCGCUUACCAUGCCUAACUUUCCGAUGGGCGACUUUACUCAUGCUGUCUCAGCGGUGACAAUUUCGGAGUUCAAAUUCAGGAAGGUGCGCUCGGGGACUCCACUAGAUCUCAUACACCCAUUAACUCAUGCAACAGAGGUGGUCGGUGAGCUGGCGCGCUCACAGGAUAGUGCGAUCAACCUGAGAGAUUCUGCUCGCAACGAUUACCUGGCGCGAGCCAAGAUCUGUUCCAAACUCAUCAAGUACCCACACGUUGAGGACUACGCGUUGGCGUUGAAGGAGCACGAUGACACACAGUUUUAUCUGACACGCCAGCAUCUAAGCGAUCUCAGAAAUUUGUACGCCGUUCUAACCGACCUCAUCCACAAAAAUAUUGCGAAGAUCAAAUCGCCGAAAGGCAAUGGUGGUUUCGGCCUUUACUAG